AUGCGCCGAUCAAUCCAGGCUGCAUCUAUUGACGAUCUCAAGACCUUCAUCUCAGCAAGAUAUGAGGGGAACCCGUUCCUGGCAUUCUUCUUUGACCUAGCGGGGCUUAUCACCACCGAUACUUCAGAAGCAACCAUCGCUCGCGCGCACCAAAGGAUUGUCAGCGGAGAUUCCAUCCAUUCAGAUCUCUCCACGUCCAGUGAUGAGGACAGCCGCGAAAGUGCAAGUGUUCAGGCGCUCAAAUCCUUCACAAAAGCUGUCAUGUCGUAUAUGGGAAAUGAUACAUACUUGUUUCCUCGAACCUUUAACCGUGUCCAUCGGAUCCCUAACAACAUCGAAUUCAGAUGGAGAAUGGCAGGGACCACAUAUGUCGCUGUGAAUGAUGGAUCUGUGGGAGUAAAUUUCCCAGGUAGCGUUUCGGGAUCAGAUCGAAGCUCAAAGAUGCCGGUAGCAAGUUUCGAGUGUAAAUCGCGACAUGCUGGGGGAAUUAAGCGAAGUUCUGGAGAACCGGAGAAAUUCAACCCAACAGUUUUUGCCCACCAGGUAGGCGAAAUGAUUAAGAGUGUGGGCGCUCAGCGAUCUAGGCCUGUUCUCAUAAAACAUAGCGACCAGGAGGCCUUUGUGGUCUGCAUGCACGGAACACUAUUCUAUAUCAGCGCGGCAUAUUUUUCGCCUGAGUAUAUUGGAUAUAUCGAGACAGCCGAGCCUGCGGAGAUCGCUGUUGGCGACAAUCUUCUAUGGAUUCGAAGAUCCAUUCAUUUUGAUCUGAAACUCCCGGAGGAUAGCGGCCAGGCGUUGAAGUUUUUCUGGGCGCUGGUGAAGUAUAUUGCCAGCGGGGAAGCGCGAUCGAAUAUGGUGGCUGCAGCAAUUGAUGCUGCGAGGGACAUUCCAGUCGAAUGA
Molecule: messenger RNA, 900 nt
Organism: Aspergillus niger
Lineage: Eukaryota; Fungi; Ascomycota; Eurotiomycetes; Eurotiales; Aspergillaceae
Exons: 3
Coding region: 1-900 (299 amino acids)
Source: RefSeq, a predicted model, not a curated record